UCUCAUAUAUAUAAUCAAAAGCAGAAAAGUAAUCAAUUUGAUCAUAUUAGCAUCAUACAACAAUCAGAACCUGAGCACAAUGUUAUUGUUCCUGAGAUGUAUGUACUGGAUCUAUUAGAAUUAAAUCCUAAUUCCAUAAAUAAUGUUAGAAAAAUUCUGGA
This is a messenger RNA of Racocetra persica, 161 nucleotides long. The record is from the annotation of a GenBank genome assembly. NCBI's taxonomy places the organism in Eukaryota, Fungi, Glomeromycota, Glomeromycetes, Diversisporales, Gigasporaceae.